AACACCCUUCUAUAAAAUCGCCAUUCUUCCUUCCUUACCCUGUUUUCUUCCUGAAAUGCCCUCCGUUUCUUCCCAAAACACCCUCAUCUCCUCCAAAGUUCUUCUCCUUCUCACUCUCUCCUCCUCCUUCCAGCCCACAUGGCAGGAACACCUCUAAAACUUGACUGGGACCAGCUCUUGCCGGGCAACGAUCACGGCCCACUUCCCGAAUUGGCUAUCGUCCCCCCCGAUCCACCACAGAAAGACAAUGUCAACAGCGAUCCACUGCAGAAAGACAAUGUUGAAUAUCUCUCCGAUCGGCAGCUCGAUGAGAAGAUCCAAAGGAUGCAAGGCAACAUGUCUAUGAUGUUGAGAUUGCCCGACAAGGGUGCAAAAUACCAGGCCUGCUUCAAGCAGCUGGAAGCCGAGCGAGAGCGGAGGAAGCUGCAACGGCUGCAGAAGGAUGCUGAUGAAUGUGAGAAGCCCAUGCAAUCCCAAAGCUCAAGCUUAUCUGGUGCAUCCCAUGCCUUCAGCCCAAAGCAACCAACUCCAAAUUCUCAUUCACAGUCAUUUGGCCAAUGUUUUACGAAACGACUGGAUGACAAGUCAGGCAGUUGUACCCGUGAUGCAUUUGAUUCGGAACUGAGAUAUUUUGGCCGAGGUAAGCACAAGAAUGGGAAACGAAGUGGAAAAUUGGCAACCAGUGAAAGACAGGGGACUAUGAUGUCUUCAAGACCAGUGCCUUUUCGAUGCCCUAGCAGUUUAUCGACCAAUAUAGAUAGACAUGGACCUACAAGUGGCAAUCACAAGGUUAUUGCUUCUUCCAGUUAUUCUACUUUGCAUCCGGAGGAAAACUUGUCCAGCCAUUUCUCUAAGAAGAGGAUUUCUUCUCCAGUUCAAACUUCUCGUGAUUUGAGGAGUAGGAAGGUUCAGACCGUGGUUCUUUUGGAUGAAGAGGAUGUACAGACUACACAGCCAAAACAGUUGAUUCACCAAGUAGACAAAGCAGAAGAAUGGAUCAAGGACACUAAAAUCUACUACCCCUCAAGGAAUGAUCCAGAAUGUGUUGAACUUUGUGGCUCAGAUAUGGAGUGCUUAAGUCCCGAAUCCCCUUUGUCAUCAACUAUAAUGAAUUUUUACAUUCGAUAUCUUCAGAGGCCAAUAUCCCCGACGGGUAGGCUGAGAGGUGAUUAUCAUUUCUUCAACACAUACUUCUACAAGAAGCUUGAGGAGGCCAUCUCAAACAAGAGAAGCGACAAGGACAUGUUUUACGCGAAGUUUAGGAGGUGGUGGAAAGGCAUCAAUAUAUUUCAAAAGGCUUACAUUUUCUUGCCAAUACAUGCCGACGAGCACUGGAGCUUGGCGAUUAUCUGUAUGCCAGCAAAGGAAGAUGAAUCAGGACCAAUGAUUCUGCAUUUGGAUUCAUUGGGAUAUCAUGCUAGUAACCGAAUUUUCAUGAACAUUGAUAGUUAUUUACGAGAAGAAUGGACCUACCUGAAAACAAGCAUCCCUCCUCAAGAUGUUCCUAUUCCCAACAAAAUAUGGAACAAACUCUCUCGACGAAUUGCACGGGAAAUAAUCACAGGCAGAGAUCAAGGUGGAUGUUUCCAAUAGCAUUAGAGGUGGCUGGAUGAAGUGGAGAUGUGCCCCUGGAGUGCUAUGUGAUAGCUACAUGCCAUUGAAAUUUAAAGGCAAAGUGUGGGGGUUGAGACAAUGCGAGUAGACAAGCGUUGCAAAGUGUGAAUGUUGAUACGGAUGCUUGCGGAGACCAAUGUUUUAAAUAUCAUUAUCGUGUAAUGUAUCGCACCCUUGGGAUACUGAUAAAUAUUAGUUAUCGCAUAGGAUAUAUCGGUUGUAUUGCAUAAUGUAUCGGCUGUUAUUGGGAAACAUGGGAACAUUGGGAAAUUGGCUGAAUUUUUCAAUGAAACAUUAGGGAUUGUUGAAAAAGAAUCAUUACACACUUACAGAAAUCAGAACAUUACCAAAAAAAAAAGAGUACACAUAAUAGGGGUUUCCUUUGUUUUGGGGUCCUAAUAUAUGUGCUUUCCAACUGAACUGAUGCAAGUAUCUACAAAGUCUAUUCAUAUUAUUUAUAAACAUAAGAAAACAUGUAUGGAAACACACACAAUACAUUCAAAAGCAAAAGAAGAAUCAGUAGAUCAUGUUACAUACAUGUUUAAUUUUGUGAUUGGAUACAAAGAUUGCAACUGAUUUGUGAGAAAUUGAGAAAUUUUGAUUUUCUCAAUUUUCCGCAACUUAGACCCAUCUCCCCCAAAUUUCAAAAUCGAAGCUCUAAAUCCAUGAUUUUUCAUGGAAAACAUGAAGAAUCAUAGAUUUGUAACCAUUUGACACUGGUUUAACGUCAUUUACAACAAACACAUGGAUCGAAAAUUGAAAAUGCUCACUGGAUCAAAUAGGUGGGAUAUGUUAGCACCACCUGUGU
Molecule: messenger RNA, 2422 nt
Organism: Magnolia sinica
Lineage: Eukaryota; Viridiplantae; Streptophyta; Magnoliopsida; Magnoliales; Magnoliaceae
Product: ubiquitin-like-specific protease 1D
Exons: 13
Coding region: 139-1593 (484 amino acids)
Biological process (GO): proteolysis
Molecular function (GO): cysteine-type peptidase activity
Source: RefSeq, a predicted model, not a curated record